GAGAAGCAGCUGGAGCGGCAGCAGAGUCAGCGAGGAGCUCACAGCACUUUAACACCACGAAAAGGGAAGCAUGGAUUACCGUCGGAUAAAGCGAAUUUUAUUUGUCAACGUAUUUAUAAACUGCAUAUUCGUUUCUCUUCAAAAUAAAGAAGAGGUGCUGUUGGACAUGGUGGCGUCCGGAGGGGAGUUGGGUUGGCUGACCUGGCCUGAUGAGCAAGGGUGGGAGAUUGCUCAGCAGGCUUUGAAUGGCUCUUUGCUCUAUAACUACUUCAUCUGCAACGUGGGGGCAGGAGAACAGGACAACUGGCUACGGACCACGUUCAUACAGCGCCACCCGACUGCCACUCGGGUUUUUGUGGAGAUGCGAUUUGUCGUGCGCGACUGCAACAGCUUUGGUGCGGACUCGCUCACCUGCAAGGAGACUUUCAACCUGCACACUUCUGAAGCUGAUGCUGAUAUUGGCACCAGCUUCCGCAAAGGCCAGUUCCGCAAGGUGGCCACCAUCGCGCCAGAUGAAAUCUCUGGCGUCGGAGACAUGAAGAUGAACACAGAGACUCGGGUGGUGGACAAUCUGUCCCGGAAGGGCUUUUACCUGGCCUUUCAGGACAUUGGGGCCUGUGUGGCUAUUUACUCAGUCAGGGUGUACUAUAAAACGUGCCCAGCCACGGUGAAGAGCUUGGCAGCGUUCCCUGAGACAGUGGCAGGAGGCGAGAACCAGGCCCUGCGGGAGGUGGCUGGGGCUUGUGUGGAAAACGCUGUGAGUGAGGACCAACCGCGCAUUUACUGCACUGUGGAUGGUGAAUGGGUGGUGCCAGUGGGCCAGUGCCAGUGCCGUUCGGGAUAUGAAGCUAAGAAUGAUUCGUGCCAAGAGUGUGAGCCAGGCUUCUUCAAAGCCUCAGUGUCCAACGAAGCCUGUGAGCGCUGCCCGAAGAACACUGAACCAUCCAGCCCUGGUGCUCUGAGCUGUCCCUGCCUCCAGGAUUUCUACCGGGCUCCAAAUGACCCCCUGACAGCUGCCUGCUCAGGUUUGCCCUCAGCUCCCGAAAACCUGGCUGCCACCACAGCCCAGAUGGCCGUAGGGAAACUGCAGCUGUCCUGGAGCCCCCCAGCUGACACAGGAGGGCGCACCGACAUCACCUACAAUGUGGUGUGUGAUCGCUGUGAGGGAAGUGUGUGUCAGCCCUGUGGAGAGAAGGUGCGCUAUGACCCCAGCAACAUUGACUUGAAAGAGACCAGUGUCAUCAUUAGUGAGCUGGAGCCGCAUCUGAACUACAGCUUCACUGUGGAGGCUCGCAAUGGGGUUUCCCAGCUCAGCCCUCAGAGAGCCACCAGCACCAUCAGCACUGCACUGCACUACACAGACCCUCCAAAAGUGACUGCAAUGCACCUGGUUGAGAGCAGCCCUACAAGUCUGUCGCUGUCCUGGUCAGUGUCUCGCUGGGCCAAGCCCAGCUCCACCCGCUACGAGCUUAUGUAUCGCAAAAAGGAGAAAGACGAGGAGAAGAACAAAGUCACCACCUACACGGUGCUGGUCCUGGAGAAGAACGCUGUGCAGAUCUUUGAUCUGUCUCCCUCUACAGUCUAUCUGUUUAAAGUCCAGGCCCUCAGCCCUGAAGGCAACCCAGGCAGCUACAGCAUGGAACAGGAGUUUUCAACCCCAGCAGAAGUUCCUCCAAACCAGGGGAACACAGCUGUGAUCCUUGGAGCUGCGGUGGGAGGAGGGGUCAUGCUGUUCAUCGUGGUGGUGGUCCUGCUGCUGCGCAGACGCCGAAAAAACUCUCACACAAGGCAAGGACCGGAGGACGCCUACUUCUCCAGCCCAGAGCAACUGAAGCCUUUGAAGACCUACGUUGAUCCUCACACAUAUGAAGACCCCAACACGGCUGUGCUUAAGUUUGCCAGCGAGAUUCAUCCGACCCACGUCAGCAAGCAGAAAGUGAUUGGAGUAGGUGAGUUUGGAGAGGUUUAUCGAGGCAUCCUGAAGGUUCCUGGGCGGAAGGAGGCAGCGGUGGCCGUUAAAACGCUGAAGCCAGGCUACACUGAGAAGCAAAGGCAGGACUUCCUGAGUGAGGCCAGCAUCAUGGGCCAAUUCUGCCAUCAAAAUAUUAUUCGUCUGGAGGGAGUGGUUACCAAAUUCAAGCAUGUCAUGAUUGUCACUGAGUACAUGGAGAAUGGUGCACUGGACAAAUAUCUAAGGGAUCACGAUGGGGAAAUGUCCUCAUUCCAGCUGGUCGGCAUGCUCCGUGGCAUUGCAGGUGGCAUGAAGUACCUCUCAGACAUGAGCUACGUACAUCGAGACCUGGCUGCCCGCAACAUCCUGGUCAACUCCAAGCUGGAGUGCAAAGUCUCCGACUUUGGCCUGUCCCGAGUUCUGGAGGACGACCCUGAGGGCACCUACACCACCAGUGGAGGCAAAAUUCCCAUCCGCUGGACCGCUCCAGAGGCCAUUGCUUAUAGGAAGUUUACCUCAGCCAGUGAUGUGUGGAGCUUUGGCAUAGUCAUGUGGGAGGUGAUGGCCUUCGGGGAGAGACCCUACUGGGACAUGAGCAACCACGAGGUGAUGAAAGCCAUUAAUGAGGCUUUCCGGCUCCCUGCUCCAAUGGACUGCCCCUCUGCUGUGUACCAGCUCAUGCUCCAGUGCUGGCUGCAGGACCGCUCCAAACGGCCCCGCUUCCAGGACAUCGUAAGCUUGCUGGACAAACUCCUCAAAAGCCCUGACUCCCUCAAGGCCAUUGCAGACUUUGACCCUCGUGUUUCCAUUCGGCUUCCCAGCACCAGCGGCUCUGACGGCUCUCCCUUCAGGUCCGUGUCUGAAUGGCUGGAGUCUAUCAAGAUGAGUCAGUACAGCGAAAACUUCAGCAUGGCGGGCAUCGUCGGCAUGGAACAAGUGCUGCAGAUGAAGAGCGAGGAUAUCCGAAACAUUGGAGUCCGUCUGCCGGGGCACCUGAAGAGGAUCGCCUACAGCAUCUUGGGACUUAAGGACCAAACCAGCACCCUGAGUGUAUUCGCAGUGUGAAAUACUCCCAGAGAGUCUGGAGCUCGCUCCAGGGGAACCAGGAACCCUCUGUGGACUGAACUCUAAGCUGCGCUGGGCUUGGGCUGCAGGGACGGCCUUUGACCUGGGCAUCACCCUCCAGCCUAUCAAGACGGACUCUCACAGCAGUGGAGACUUGUAGCAGAUUUGAUAUGCUUAUCAAAACGGAGGGCGAAGGGAUGCAAAAACUAGCAAAAAGCUAAAGAUGUAUCAGACCAACCUUGUACAUUAGAAAUAUUAUAUUUUUACAACACAAUCUUUUCUUUCUUUUUCAGAAAAAAGUAAAGUUAUGUUUCUUACAUUAUUUCUUCUGUUUUUGUUUAGUUUCAUGUGCAUGCUUACGUUGCCAGCAAAUGAACAAACAUAUCAGGCAUUCUGCUCUGUUGUGAUCCUGUAGCAAAACUAUAUGGAUAGAGGUGUAGUGUGGUAGUCAGCAUUGCCAGGUCUCAAUCAGAAUGGCCCUUUACUCCACUGAUCUUGCCUUGCGCAAUAGCACCAUCUUUGUUUUGUGCUUUGGGGAAAGAGCACAUGACUACUUGCUUGACUUGCUGAUAAGAGAGUCAUUUAUCUGAUGGUCUUCUGUAGCAGAGAGUGGGAUAAUGGUUGUAGGUCAGUUUAUGAGAAUGGCUAAUGUACUCCAGAACAUAAAAGGCUCUAAAGCCCUCAGGGUCCUGCCGUGGCUUGAGCUGGCCGGUGUUCUGUCUGCUAUAAGCAAGUUUGACAUUGCCAUUAAGCUGUUAGCGCUACGAGUUUCGAAGUCUUUCUAAAAUACUAUGGUCUGAAAGAAAUGGCGAGGGUAGGCACUCUGAACCUUCAGUUUUCAGCAAGCAUGAGGAGCAGGGACACCACGGCAAAAAUAGCACUUAAAUAAGAAAUUUCGGAGGACUUGACUGGCUUUAAAUGCUGGGCUUUUCUCUGUCCCAUCUUUCAUUCUUUAUCAUUAUGGAGUAUUAUGGUAAUGUGACAUUCAGAACCGAGCCAAAAUGACAAAAUGGAAAUGGGUAAAGAACCAAAAAUGUUACAAAAGGUUAUAAUUUGAUGUGCAUAACUGCAGAAUCAUGUCAGGUUGAAUCAGAUGAAAAUAUAUAAUUCUGCAGUGUGAUGCCAGCGUUUGUGAUGUGAGGGCCAAAUGACAAUCCAAACAAGCAGAAGGAAACUAUUGCAGAAAUCUACAAGCAGUUGUAAAGGCUGAGAUGAAAGACUAAAUCGUGUUAUUGAUUUUGUACCAGCACAUCUCUGUUUACUAGCAUGAUAAUGAUGAUGCAGAUUCUCUAGAUUACUUUGGCAGGCUUAUUUUGUGCUUUGUGAAAGCAGCCGUUAUGGGAUGAAAUGCUGUACUCUGCAUUGACUUUUUUCCACACUGUCAAAUUUUUAGUCUUAUUUGGGGAAAAUUCCACUUUUCUUUCCUUUGUCACAGGAUUGUAAUAGAGAAUGUGCGGCCUUGUAGUGCCUUACUGAGGAUUUCUCUCACCAUUUAAUUUGUAGAUGUUAAAUGCAAACAGCUUUGCUGAUGAUGAUAUUUAGUUUUUGUUUGCCACUGAUCUAAUGUAUUCUCCCUCUAUGAUACUGUAAGUGUGGUAUCUGAUUUCUCAAUGGUGACCUCACUGUGUGGUCAUGAUGUGGCAAGAUACCCACACAGAAAAAGGAAAUAUUAUUGCAGUUUUGAUCUCCUUUCUUGAAUUGAGUUAUAGUUCUUAUUUUUUUUCCAUGUUUGAAAUUGCCCUGUCUUGCCUACUUUACCCAUAUGUUGAGAUUUGACAAGGAAAAAAAAAACAGUUAAAAUAUACAUCACACAUUGGCAUAUUCUCGCUUAAAAGUCAGAUUUGCCCAAUUGUUUUGUACCUUAUUUAAUAGUCUAUUU
Messenger RNA from Colossoma macropomum (tambaqui), 4895 nucleotides. It is a transcript of the gene epha2b, whose product is annotated as eph receptor A2 b. Gene Ontology annotation, molecular function: transmembrane-ephrin receptor activity; ATP binding; protein binding. The transcript is spliced from 17 exons. Bases 71 to 3016 code for a protein of 981 amino acids. Lineage: Eukaryota; Metazoa; Chordata; Actinopteri; Characiformes; Serrasalmidae. Gene Ontology annotation, biological process: cell surface receptor protein tyrosine kinase signaling pathway; axon guidance; protein phosphorylation. Gene Ontology annotation, cellular component: neuron projection; plasma membrane. The record is from RefSeq and is a predicted model, not a curated record.